Molecule: messenger RNA, 6027 nt
Organism: Closterium sp. Naga37s-1
Lineage: Eukaryota; Viridiplantae; Streptophyta; Zygnematophyceae; Desmidiales; Closteriaceae
Source: the annotation of a GenBank genome assembly
AUGCCCGCUGGAUGCGCCGUGAAUUUCCUUAAGUCGUCCAAUCCAAGUCGCCAGCGCUCCGGCAGCGUGCGGCAGCGCGUGUGGAACAAGGUCCAACGCGCCACGUCGCUUUCCGCCAUGGAUUUCCAGACCUUCGUGCGCUCGCUCGCGCAGGAGCCGAAACCCGCGCAUUCAUUCAAGCCGUCCGGCGGCGGGGAAAGCGGAGAGGCGCGCGGAGCCGCGCAGCAGGUGCGCGGCGGAGAGGCUGCCGGCGCAGCAGCGCAGACGGCGCAGGACUCGUUCUUUACCAGGCUAGAAGUCCCCGCAGAUAGAGAUUUCUCCGCGGCGGCAAGCCCCGCAGCUCCCGCCGAUGCCUCCCACGCGGGGCUCUCGCGCGGAAGCGCCGGUAGCCGUUCCGCUGGCGUCGGAUCACACUGGGGCCUGGCGCUGUCCGCGUCAGACGCGCUGCAUCAGAUGUUCGGGGGCUCCGUGGGUGGCGCCGGGGGAAGCUCCGCGGACGACGGGAGGGAACCGGGGGAAGCCAGUGGCGGAAGCCAGCGGGGAGCAGCGGGGAGGAACUUUGGGGCUAGCGGAAGGGGAAGCGGCGGUUCCGCUGGGAGAAGCGUAAGCUCUGGGGGAAGUGUUUUUCCACCAUUGAACCAGACUCCGAACCAAACUCCAAACCGAAAUCCCCCCCAGGGACCGUCAUAUUCACGGCAGCGGAGCUUCUCCGCCUGUGGCGCAAGCUUUUCCGCCAUCCCUUCCGCCAGCCCUUCCGCCAGCCCGUACGCUAGCCCUUACGCUGGUCCUGCUGCUGGCGCGGCCGUCCCUACCUCCUCCCCCUCCCCCUACGGCGGAGGGUUGGGGGCCUCAGGUGGAGGGCUGGGGGCGCCAGGCGGAGGGCCGGGGGCCUCAGGCGGAAAGGGCGCAAGCUCCGCGGGGCCGAAGGCAGGGCCUCCGUUGCCUUUAUCGAGGUCCGCUAUAGCGAGGUUUAGGCUUCCGCGGAUGGCGUCAGAGAGCGGGCGGAGGCACAGGGCGUGGCAGGCGGACCUAGAGGAGGACGAUGGGGAGCCGCUGGAGGGGGAGGUGGUAUCUGAUCCGGUGGGAUCUGAUUCGGUGGGAUCUGGGGCAGUUGUAUCCGGGACUGAUGGAGUGAAUUACGGUAGGGGGAAUUCUGGUGGAGGGAGUUUUGAUGUGGGGAGUUACGGUGCAGGGGCUAGUUACGGUGCAGGGCAGAGGGGCGGGGGAGGGAGGUCAGGGUCGGAAGGAGGCGCGGAUGGUUUCAAGAAUCAAUCAACGCGGUCAAUGCAGUCAAUGCGGUUUGCGUCAUGGUCAGAGAGGUCAAGGUCGACUUUUGAGGCGCCUCAGGGGUCAGAAGGAGGGGCGGAUGGUUUCAAGAGUCAGUCAACGCGGUCAAUGCAGUCAAUACGGUUUGGGUCCGGUACAGAUCGGCCUAGGGCGUAUUCACUAAGCCAGACUAGCAUGGAUGGAUACCUAAGGGUAACUAGCAACAAUAGCCCUGCUCUUUCCACUGCUACUGCUACUGCUACUGCUGCUGCUGCUGAAACUGCUGGCACGUCUUUAGGGGGUGGUGCUGCUGCUUCUGCUGCUGCUGCUGCUGCUGCUGCUGCUGCUGCUGCUGGCGGCUUUCAGGAGUUCCCCAAUGGAGUCCUUCACACGUUCGGGGUGGAUCAACUGGGCGCAGGAGACAGUGAGGGCGCAGCGGGAACUCAGCAGCAGCUGCUACAGCAGCAGCUACAGCAGCAGACGCAGCAGCAGCUACAGCAGCAGACGCAGCAGCAACAUGCACGGGCACAGCCCCCCAGCAAUGCAACAAGCCCAGACGCGCAGAUUCUCGUGAUCGACCCGGGAAAGGAGUGGCAGCAGCAGCAGCAGCAAAGCACAGGCGCACAGCAGCAGGCGGGGGCAGGCGGAUCUCAGCCGUCCAUGCAGCAGGCAGCCGGCGGAUCUCGGCCGUCCACGGGCACAGGCUCGCGGGCGUCUGCCGUGGCGUAUGUGAGCAAGUUUGAGGAGUACAGGCGGCGACUGGCGGAGCAGCAGCAGCAGCUGCAGCAACAGCAUGGGGUAGUAGGGGUGGGGCCAGGGCAGGGGGGGCAGCGUAGAGGAGGUUUAGGAGGAGGUGGUACUGGUGGUGGUGGUGGUGGUGGUGGUGGUGGUGGUGGUGGUGGUGGUGGUGGUGGUGGUGGUGGUGGUGGUGGUGGUGGUGGUGGUGGUGGUGGUGGUGGUGGUGGUGGUGGUGGUGGUGGUGGUGGUGGUGGUGGUGGUGGUGGUGGUGGUGGUGGUGGUGGUGGUGGUGGUGGUGGUGGUGGUGGUGGUGGUGGUGGUGGUGGUGGUGGUGGUGGUGGUGGUGGUGGUGGUGGUGGUGGUGGUGGUGGUGGUGGUGGUGGUGGUGGUGGUGGUGGUGGUGGUGGUGGUGGUGGUGGUGGUGGUGGUAGGGGCGUUCCCAGAAGCGCGUCUCAUGACCCUUACACUGAUAGGUCGUCGCACGGCCGAGGAGAGGAGAGAUUGGAAGCUGCUGGUGCUAGUGCGGGCCUUUCCGGUGCUAGUGCUGGCUUUGCGGGUGAUGGGUUUGAUGCUGCUCUUGGUAUGACCAGCGCUGCUGGCGGGGAUGUUGAGGCUCAUGAGGCUGGUGGGGGCGGUGGGGGCGGUGGGGGCGGUGGGGGCGGUGGGGGUGGUGGGGGUGGUGGGGGUGGUGGGGGUGAUGGGGGUGGUGGGAAUGGCGAAAGGAGUAGGGGGGAGAGGCAGGGAUAUGGCACUUACAGAGGCUCGCCAGCGGCAAGGGGAGGAGCCGCUGCAGGGGGGGGACGAGCAGGCGGCAGGGUGGGCGGCAGAGCGAGCGACAGGGCGGGCGGCAGGGCCGGUGGGGCAUUUAUAAUGAGGUCGGCAUCGCUUGGCAACGCUGGGGAUUUCAUGGGGCAGCUGGAGGGGGAUGACGUGGACGUUGACGUGGAUGGAGGUGUAACUGACUCAGGUGGGGGCUUAGCUGGGGGCGUGGAGGUUGGGCUAGGUGAGUGGGGCAUGGGCGGCACAGGGAGUGUAGCAAUGGGCGAUGGGGUUACCACAGGUGUUACAGCUAAUGCUGUUACCACAGGUGCUACAGGACACAGGGCUGCUAGUUCUGCUACGUCAGCAGUUGGGGCAAGUAGUGGCCGGAUAGGUGGCCGAGGUAGGGGUAGGGGUAGGGGUGGUGGUGCUGCUGGUGGUCGAGCCUCGGGCUCUCCGUCUGCCACUCUCUCUCUUCGGAACUAUGAGAAGUUCCGACCCUCAACAGCAGCAGCAGGAGGAGCAGCAGCAGCUGAGCCGUCCUCCUCUUCAGUGCAAUUCCUCUCAGGAUCAGGAGAAGACGGGGAGGAGGAGGAUGAGGGGCUGGCGCCUGUGGCUGCAAGUGGCUACGCCCCAGAUGCCUCUAGGCGAGCUGGUUACAGCACUGGCAGUGGUCGUGGUCGUGGUGCUGGUGGCUCUGCUGCUGCUGCUGCUGCUGCUGCUGGUGCUGCUGCUGGCAGUGGGCGUGGCCGGGGUAACCCUAACUCUACCCCGGGUAACCGCCGACUGCUGCGGCGGCACACCGACGACCCAACGCAGCUGAAUCGCGUCCAGACGCCCGACGCUCUUUCGUCCUUUCCUGCCGUGCCCUCCCGCCUUGGCCCUGGGAAUCUCCAGCGUACCUCGUCCUCUGCCGCCCAGCGGCCGUCCUCUGCCGCCCAGCGACCUUCAGCUGCCGCCCAGCGGUCUUCCGCUGCCGCCCAGCGGCCUUCUUCUGCCGCCCAGCGACCCUCCUCUGCCGCCCAGCGGCCCUCUUUGUCCUCUUCUGGGCGGCAGCAGGAAUUCAGAGACCAAGGGCCGAUGCAGCAGCAGGGGCAGAUGCAGGAGCAGAUUCACCCCAAAAGCCAGGCUUUAAGCCCUCACAACCACACUGCAAUCCGCUCUCCCUCUGCCCGAAGCCCUCGUGCCGGCCUGCCCCCUCCUCCUACCCCUCCCUUGCGCUCUCCGUCCGCUCUUUCUCCGCUUUCUCCUCUUUCUUCCCCUCUUUCUCGGGAUAAGCUGGCCUCACAGCGGCUAGAGCAGAGGGCCCCCCUGUCGCCACUUUCACCACAGCAGGGGCAGCAGCAACAGCAGCUGAUGCAGCAGCCGUGGCAACAGCAGGGCCAGCUGCUGCAGGGGCAGCAGCAGGGGCAGCAGCAGCCAUGGCAGCAGCAAGGGCAGCGGCCGCAGCAGCCCACCUCUCCUCAAAGCAUGGCUGUACACUCUGCUCCCCCCUCCAGCCCUAUACAAGCACUCGUCCAAUACCCCACCACCAGCCCUGUUCAAACACUCAUGCAGCAUGUGCCUGCUAGCCCCUCCCAGAGCGUGUAUGGGCCGGUUGAGAUGCAGCAUAUGUCUGAACAUGCUCCCCUGCAUUCUCCCUUGCGCUCUCCACACACGCUCACUCACUCCCCCCAUUCGCCCCUUCAUUCUCCCCGUGCUCCCAUGCAACCCCCACAUUCGCCCAUGCACUCCCCCCGUGCUCCCAUGCACUCUCCACGUGCUGCCCCACACUCCCCCCAUGCGCCCAUGCAUUCCCCCCAUGCGCCCAGGAACUCCCCCCAUGCUGCCCCACUCUCCCCCCAUGCGCCCAUGCACUCCCCCCAUGCACCCAUGCAGUCCCCCCACGCGCCCAUGCACUCUCCUCAUGCUGCCCCUCUCUCUCCCCGUGCACCCAUGCACUAUCCCCAUUCUGCCCCACGCUCCCCCCAUGUGCCCAUGCACUCCCCCCAAGCGGCCAUGCACUCCCCCCAUGCGCCCAUGCACUCAACACAUGCUGUCCCACACUCCCCCCACGCUCCUAUGCACUCCCCCCGUGGUCUCACCCACGCCCCCCAUUCCCCCCUUCACUCCCCCCAUGCGCCCAUGCACUCCCCUCAUGCUGGCCCACUCUCCCCCCACGCUCCCAUGCACUCCCCCCAUUCCCCCCUGCGGUCCCCCACACAAGGACUGCACUCCCCCCAUUCCCCCCUUCACUCCCCCCAUGCGCACUCCCCUUCCCACCCCAUAGUCCCCCCCCACUCCCCAUUGCGCUCUCAACACACAGCCCCUCCAUAUGACCAGCAACAGCCCGUCUCCCCCAUCUCUUUUUCUCCCAACUCCUUUGCCCCCAACUCCUUCCCCCCCUCCUCCUCUUUCCCCAACUCCUCCUUGCAUCCGGAGGCUCGGAAACCUCCGGAGGCUGGCCAACCGGUUUGGAAGCUUGGUGCGGCAGAGGAGAGCACACCCGCACCUGCAUUGGGCGGUGGAAGUGAGAGUAUUGUGACUGUAUUGGACUGUGACAGUGGCGACAUGUUUUCAUUUGAACAGGAGAGGCAGGAGGUCCCUGGUGGGGGGGUGAGCGUGCGAGCUCGGGAGGUGAUGCGAGUGCAUGCUGAGCAAGAGGAGAUUGAUGGGAAUCAGCUGCGGCAGCAGCAUCAGUGGCAGCAGCAGCAGCAACAGCAACAGCAACAGCAACAGCAACAGCAACAGCAACAGCAACAGCAACAGCAACAGAAACACCAACAGCAGCUGCAGCAGUUUUCCCUCCUAACAUCCUCCACAGAACCAUUCCUUCCCACCUCAAACGCAUUGUUCUAUCCACCUUCUAACCAAACCCCCCAAGCCCUCCAAACCUCCCAACGCCACGCGCAGCAGCAGCACCCAGGAAGCACCACCCACCUCUCCCCUCCUCCCUCCAACACACCCUCACCUCUCGCCGACUCUCCUUCCUUCUCUCACUUCUCCCCUCCUCCCUCCUACUACGACCCUGCAAACCCCUCCCUUCCCUCCCAUACCGCGCACAACCGCUUUGCAAACCCACACAGUAGCGCUUACGCCUCUGACCCUACCGCCUCCCCGCAGGAUUCUUUGCCGCGCAUGCACACCAACCCUCUCCACUACAGACGGCCUUACAACACUCACCUGCCCCGCCGCCCCCCUCGCCCCGUUCCACCUCAGUCUAGGAAUGCGCUGGCUGCAUCAGCUGCUGGGGCUGGGGGAGGGGGUUUUGCCUCAGCCAGAUGA